Messenger RNA from Ziziphus jujuba (common jujube), 1206 nucleotides. RefSeq lists its product as uncharacterized. NCBI's taxonomy places the organism in Eukaryota, Viridiplantae, Streptophyta, Magnoliopsida, Rosales, Rhamnaceae. The coding region runs from base 124 to 1005 and encodes 293 amino acids. The transcript has 12 exons. The record is from RefSeq and is a predicted model, not a curated record.
CCAUCCAUCCUACGAAUUCUUUCCCUCCAAAAGCCUCUCUCGUCUCUGUUUGGCUCUCUUUCUGUUAAUCAAUUUCGCAGUGAAUUCAGUUGAAUCGGACUAAUCGAAGACACGAGGAAGGAAAUGGAGGACUACUUACAGUACAUCAAGACCUUGCGAUCUCAAAUGAACGAUAUGGAAGAUCAGGUGACGAAGAUCUCUGUCGAAGAGCAAACGCAACUGACCACCAUUCAAACCUUCGGAAGCGACCUCAAUUCUGUAAGAUCUGAAACAAAGCAACUCAAAGAUGACGUUGAGCGGAUAACGAUGGCAAAAGGUCAGGUUUGCUCACAGAUAUUGGAAAAGCAGAGAAAAUUGGCUUCCCUGGAGUCUGACGCAUCUACCCUUGCCCAGACUUUGGAGCUCAUUCAACAAGAAAGAAUAGCCUUAUCUGCCAAGCUUACGGAGAUGAGUGCUUACUACAUGAAGGUGGCAGAGCUUAUGAAUGGCAAAUUACAGGAGCAACAGGACUGGAUCAAUUCUCACAAGGCUACCAAAGAACUAGAAAAGCAUGGAAUGGAAAUGGAUGCAAAUGAUGAGCAAACAGCUGAAACAGGAGGACUUCUCUUUGCAGGGAAUUCUAGCCUUGAUAUAAAGAAUCUGGAGAACGACCCAAGGAAGGAUCUAAUGGCCAAGUUGGACUCUGCUAAAGCCAAGUUUGAAGAGAUUUCAAAAAUUAAAUCCAAACUUGUGAUGGAGAACACAGAGAUGAAGCAGGUACUUGAGAAAGUGAAGUGCAGAGAAAAUGAUUUCAAGCCUGAACUAAGGACGAUGGAGAUAGAGAACUUGGAAAAGGAAUACAAUGCCCUUUUAUCAGAUAAAGCUAGAGAAACUGACUACUUCCAGUCUCUACAAAGCCAAUUUGAGAAACUGAAGGGAAUCUCUCACGUGGUUAAGUGUGCUUGCGGAGAGGAAUAUCAAGUGGGACUAGACCUUUGUGCACGACAAAAUGAAACACAUGCAUGAAACUCGGGCAAUACAGAAGUCUGGUGAAUAAAAUUAGCAAGACUAGAAUGUUACGUGCUGUUGGUAAAUCUGCAGAAAACUGGAACCGAUAACCAUACUAAUAUACAAGAUGAGUAUGAUGUCAAUACUGAAAUACCUCUGAUUUGUCUCUUUCUUUCUUUGUCAUAUCUGAGAAGAUGUAGUCUCCCUUAUAAAGUGAUA